AUGGCCGUCAAAUCCCCCCUCCUGGCAUGGGCAGUGACGCUCUUUUGCGACCAUGUGAGAGCAGCCCCGGCUUCUCUGGUACCGCCUCAUUAUUCCGGAGAAGCUCAGAGACUGGCGGAUCCCACAUACGGCCCCAUUCCAGGCCAGUCAGAUCUUUACAAUUAUUACUGGGGCACCGAUAGACCCUUCCCAGGCAACAUUUCGGAUCCAAUCUUCCCAACCCAGAAAGGGCCCCCUGGUGUUGAUGACUGGGUUUGGCAGAACCUCUUGUCGGCCGAAUGGCUAAUCUUUGAGUUUUAUCAGCAAGGCAUUGAGGCCUUCACCCCACAAGAUUUCGUCAAGGCGGGGAUGCCCAACACCACGUAUAGGCGCCUGAUGGAGAUCCGCAAUAACGAGGCCGGCCAUCUGCGCAUCUUCCAGAACCAAAUCUCGCCGACCUCCAUCAAGCCCGGUCGUUGCCAAUAUCGGUUCCCCUUUACUGAGCCCGUUGGGUAUAUGGCGCUGAUGACGGUACUUGAGAUUUCCAGCAUGGCCUUCCUUACAGGUCUGGUGCAGCUUCCCAAGCUCGACUUCAACAAAGGAGCCAUGUUGGCCAUCGCCGAGGUUGAGACCCGCCACGAGGUGUGGGCGCUGCUGGACAUUUGGAAGGCAGAUCCAUUCGGCGGUCCAUCCGACACCAUCUUCCCUUUCGCCGGUGAAAUUCUGGACUCCACCAAUGCAUUCAUUGUCCCUGGAAGCUGUCCGCGUGAGAACCCGGAAUUUCCCCACAACCGACAACGGCUGCCGGCCCUUUCGGCUGGGAAGGACACUGUGAGCCUGACGCCAGGCUCGAGGAUCAGUCUGCACUUUGACGACCCACGUAACCAGCCCUACUUCAACAAGCGCAUCCAGUAUUAUGCCGUGUUCUUUCAUGCAACGGCCAGUAUCAGUGUUCCCAUUAACACGCGUCACUGGCCCCGCGAGGAGAUCUGGGUGACUAUCCCUCGCAACUUUGAGACCAAGGGGGUCAUCGUUGCGUGCGUUGCGGAUCGACAGGGGGCGCCCACAAAGGAGUCGGUCAUUGCUGGUCCAGCUGUCAUCUUGGAACAGCCUGCAACCCUUGCAACGGCUCUCUUGCGUGGCAAGUCGGGUUGA
Podospora pseudocomata is the source of this 1134-nucleotide messenger RNA. RefSeq lists its product as uncharacterized. The record is from RefSeq and is a predicted model, not a curated record. The transcript has a single exon. Bases 1 to 1134 code for a protein of 377 amino acids. Lineage: Eukaryota; Fungi; Ascomycota; Sordariomycetes; Sordariales; Podosporaceae.